Molecule: messenger RNA, 2537 nt
Organism: Aphidius gifuensis
Lineage: Eukaryota; Metazoa; Arthropoda; Insecta; Hymenoptera; Braconidae
Product: sphingomyelin phosphodiesterase 4-like
Exons: 7
Coding region: 215-2506 (763 amino acids)
Biological process (GO): sphingomyelin catabolic process; glycerophospholipid catabolic process; ceramide biosynthetic process
Molecular function (GO): sphingomyelin phosphodiesterase D activity
Source: RefSeq, a predicted model, not a curated record
UGCAUACGCUCGGUGUGAAAAGUGAACGAACACACCUGAAAUCUAUAUAAAAAAAAAUUUGACAAGCGCCAUCAGUCAACUUGUAUUUAGUCCUUCAGUCGCCAUAGUGAAUGGUAAGCGAGGUGCCCGAUAAAAACUGCCAAAACUGGUAAGAACCAGUAAAAACUCAAAUAUUUGCCAGAAAACUGAGGUCUAUGACGAAGAUCUAAUCACAAUGACUAAUUCAACAGAUGUUGCAGUGGUAAGAAUGAAUGCGUAUCUCAAUUUACGGCUCAUCGAACGAUGCAGGGAGCUGGAGAAUCUCAUAGAUGAGUCAAGCACAGCAGAACUGCAGCUUGUGUUUCCAGCUUUAAUCGAUUCAAUAUUUGGACUGACGAAUAAAAUUGGAUGGGGUCUACACAAUAUAAGUCUUACGAAAAAUCCCCAUGAGUAUGAAGCAUUUUUAAACUUCCUUGGACCUACAGGACCCAUAUUUUCACUAUGCUACAAACUUCUCCCAGACUGUUAUCUCAAGUAUGAUUUUCCAGUUUCAUAUCUGCCGACAAAAAUAAGAACUAUGCUCGAAGAAGGAAUUAUUCCCCCUUUUUAUUCAGACAAAUUAAAAGAUGAUCAAAGCUCACGUCUUCCUCAAGUACUUUCAAUGAACCCAUACGAAUAUUAUAUUUUUCAUUUCGCCUAUCAUUUAACAAAUCCUUGGCUUCAGCUUCAGCCAACAGAAAAUGUUUGGAUGAACUGGGAAACAAUUUACGUCCAACUUGCCAAUUUAUAUUUGCAACACUUUUUGCCACGUGAUAAUUCAACAGUAUUACCGUUAAUUGGUCCAUAUGUGAAAAAAAUACCACCCCGAAAAUUAAUGCAGACACCCGAAGCUAAAAGAUUCCAGACUCCAAGAAUUUUAAGAACAAUACUUUCACCAGUUUCGAUAAAUACUCAAGGAACACCACAGCAACAAUGUCUUUCUCAAGUUUGGCGAAGUGAAACAGUUGUACAAGUUUUUUUGGACUUUUGGCUCGAGUAUACCGAAGAAGAAAAAUUAAUUUCACCUUUGGAUUCUCGAUUACCACCGUCUUUACCACGAAGACAUAGCAUCCAUUCUGGUGAACACAUUCGUCUCGUUCGCGCGUUUAUUAAAACACUUCAUGAAUUUGCUAACAGUUCAAGAGGUGAUAAAAGUGCAAUGGAUGAAUUAAAAAGAAUCAUAUUACCAUCAGUUCAAGGAAAAAUUUAUACAUUUCUAAGAAAAGCUAUUCAUCACUGGCCACUUGACAGCUCAUUUCGACUUAUAUUAGAGGCAUGGUUAAGUUUUAUUCAGCCGUGGAGAUACGUUCGAAAAUUUUGUAGUGAAGGAAAUCUAGAAGGUGACGAAAGAGGAAAGAUUAAUGAUCCUUCUAGAUGGAUGUCGUUUGUAGCAAAUAAUUUACUGGCCUAUACAGCAAUAUUUGAGCAACUGUUACCCAGAUUUAUUAGAACUGAUUUGGUUGCACCGAAAAAUGCUCUUAUGCUUUUUCGAGUUACAAAGGUAUUUUCGCAACCUCAUUUAGCUGAAAUGUUGAUAGAAACAGAAAGUUGUAUGGAUGAUGCUAAUGUUAGUCGAGGAGGCAAGAUAACAGCAACACAGUGGAGUGCAAUAGUUAAACAACAAAUACUUGAACUAGAAGGACCUAACUAUAAGUACAAUCCAAUGUUUUCUGAAUCAACAAUUUCAAAAAUUAUUUGGUUUUUAAGUACUAUUAAACAGGCGCAUUUAACAGCGACGAGUAUCGUUGAAGCACUUGAAAAAAGACGACUGGAAAAAAAAAUUUUCCUAACAAUUUGGGAAUUUUUUAAUGGUGAAGAAAGUUCUACUGAUGAUAUUGGAUUAACUGAUAGGAAAAAAGUACCCGGAUUUUUGCUUAAUUCUCAACAGCAAAUUAUUGAAAUAUUCCAAAUCAGGCUUGAAGAUACUCCCAGAGUUGCUAUUGUAGCAGAUCAAGAAUACCAUGAUAGUAUUUUGUCAACUUCUUUUUCACAUCAAUCACAAUUUGAUUCAAGUGUUGAUACUCAUAGGCCAGGAGUUUUUGUACGUAUUCAAGAAGAGCGUCACCAAUUUCGAUACAUCGAGUAUAUGGGAGAUCCAGAAGUACAACCAGUACGUUCAAACGAAUGUGCUUUUCUUGUUCGUACCUUGUAUAAGAUAUGUGAAAUCAUCAACUCUAAGUACGAACGUGAGAUAACAAAUUCAUAUUGGCGUAAUGAUAUGAUUGGUCGUAUGGCCAAGAGAAUUCUUCAACCGCCAACAAUUGUCAGAUGUCUACCUAAACGGACUUCGAAAGGCUUUACACUUGCUCAAGAAAGUGAAUUGUCUCCAAGAUUGUCUCUCAGAAUUUUAGCGAGUUACAAUUUUUUAGUUAUUCUAAUCUUGAGUAUUCUGGUUUUUCGGUUUUUUGAGUAUGGCACUUAUAUGUAUAUAUUUUGCCUUAUUUGCUGGACAUUUUAUACACUGAUCGAAACAGCAUGUAAUUUUUAAAUUUAAUAAUAUGGAUGGCGUGUAAACUCAA